GUAAAACCUUGCAAUCAAAUUUGCUUGAUCUUUUUGCAUGUGGCAGGCGUUGGAAGGGGCUCGGUGAAUAGUAAAAGUUGUGCUCGCUUGUACCUUCAGGUAUAUAUUGCUUGAAUAUGAAUAAUUCGAAAAUGAUUUGAGACCAGAGCAUGAACUUCUUUCUUUAGCACAUCACGUCCUUUCGCAAAGCAUCUAGACCACAUUAUGAGCCAAAGAUCGGAUGUCACUCUUCCAGCCAUCCCCCUUGAUCUUUGGAGUCACAAGAGAAGCAUCACAAUUCACUGGACCAUCAUCCUUAUUGCGAACUGUAUCUUACCAAUCGCCCUCUAUUUCUCCCUUAAAAAACAUACUUCAUUGCACACGGAAUUGAUUUUAUCUAUAAUUCUACCCAUUAUUGGAUUACCUGCCUUGGCAACCUUGUUUAAGCGGUUCCUCAGACUUUAUCGGAAUGAAGAUGCCAGACCUACUACGUCGAGGAGUCGAUGGGCAUUUGAUUUUUUCCAAUGGAACUUCACUGUCGGCGUGGUAUACAUCACCAUAGUGCUUGUUCUAGGCAGUACCAGUGCAAACGUCCGGCUCGUCGCUCUUAUGAUUCCCCUCUCUAUCCUACAGACUUGUACUCAGUUGGUGUUGACCGAAGUUCUGUUCAUUGCGAAACUCGCCAUUCCGUUCCCAUUGUCAUCAUUCGAAGCUGGAUCUCGCUUUCCUCCUGGAGUUAUCGUCAUUGCGGAAGAUAUUUGUGCUGUUGAUGGUGCUUGCGGUAGACAAUUUCGGUCUGCACUUGUACGUCGUAUUGCUUCUAGCCCUGCGCUUGAGAACGUGUCUCGUCAGUUGGAUUGGAUGUGGGGGGUUUCUGGACUUCUGGUCGCUGGCACACUGCUUGCGGUCAUAUUUGGCGCAGAGAAUCCGGAGAUUGGGUAUGCAUUGUGUAAGUUAUCUCGCACAUCACCUUUUUGACUUUGGUGAGCGAAUGUUGGACUGACGAUCGUGGUGUGUUCGAAAGCUUUUACGGUGCCUUGGGCCUGGGCUGCUAUCUUGUCCAUUAUUACAGUCGUCCUUGUACGGCGCGCGUUGAACCUCGAAGCAACAGUCCAGGAUUGCGAUACAACCGGCAAUGGGAGACCAGAACUUGGAGAAG
Molecule: messenger RNA, 1138 nt
Organism: Aaosphaeria arxii CBS 175.79
Lineage: Eukaryota; Fungi; Ascomycota; Dothideomycetes; Pleosporales
Exons: 1
Coding region: 205-957 (250 amino acids)
Source: RefSeq, a predicted model, not a curated record